Messenger RNA from Beta vulgaris subsp. vulgaris (sugar beet), 2691 nucleotides. Its product is annotated as cationic amino acid transporter 2, vacuolar. The transcript has 14 exons. Gene Ontology annotation, cellular component: membrane. The coding region runs from base 354 to 2267 and encodes 637 amino acids. Gene Ontology annotation, molecular function: amino acid transmembrane transporter activity. The record is from RefSeq and is a predicted model, not a curated record. NCBI's taxonomy places the organism in Eukaryota, Viridiplantae, Streptophyta, Magnoliopsida, Caryophyllales, Amaranthaceae. Gene Ontology annotation, biological process: transmembrane transport; amino acid transport.
ACAAUCAUUGAGGUAUCAGGAACUAAUACAGCAUAUAGUUCUGUGAAGUUGCAAGUUCUUCUCUUUGUGGGAGAACUUCUCACUGCCCACGUCACUACUCCCCUUUCGUCUCCUAAGUUCUAACUCCUCCUCUCUACGCUACCCAAUUAUAUAUUCUCAUGCAAUAUUCAAAGUUAUCUAAAAUUUUCUGAGUUUACUGUUUGAAAGAUUAUUGGAUAUCAUUUCAUUUUAAUGGUGUUUUCUUAGAAAGACCCAAUUUUGAAGACAAAAAUUCUUGUGACGAGGUUUUUGAACAUAACUUCGAUAGGUUAAGUUUUUUAGUUUUGGGGGGGAACAAAAGGAGAGAAAAUCAGAUGGGUUUUAGUGCAGGUGAAUCAGGAAAGAUGAUUGGGAGUAAUUGUAGCAAUUAUGUUGGAUUGAGAAGCUUUGUGAGGAGAAAAAGGGUGGAUUCAAAAUAUAGCAAACUUUCAGAUGGUCAUCAAUUAGCUAAAGCUUUGACUGUUCCUCACCUUGUUGCUAUUGGCGUUGGUUCAACUAUCGGAGCUGGUGUAUAUAUACUUAUUGGAACAGUAGCAAGAGAACACUCUGGACCAGCACUUGCUCUAUCUUUCCUCAUAGCUGGUAUUGCAGCAGGCCUUUCAGCCUUCUGUUAUGCAGAGCUUGCCAGUCGAUUACCUUCUGCUGGAAGUGCUUAUCAUUACUCGUAUGUAUGUAUUGGAGAAAGUGUUGCCUGGAUAAUUGGUUGGGCUUUGAUUCUGGAAUAUACUGUUGGUGGUGCUGCAGUUGCUCGUGGUAUCUCGCCAAAUCUGGCAUUGCUCUUUGGUGGUGAGAACAGCCUGCCUGCCUUCCUUGCUCGUCAAUAUAUUCCUUUUCUUGACAUCACAGUUGACCCUUGUGCUGCAAUACUCGUGUUUGUUGUCACUGGGCUAUUGUGUGUUGGCAUCAAGGAGAGUACAUUUGCACAAGGCAUUGUCACAUCAGCGAAUGUAUGUGCCAUGUUUUUUGUUAUAAUUGCUGGUGCAUACCUCGGGUUCCAAAAUGGAUGGCCUGGAUAUGAGCUUUCUUUAGGGUACUUCCCGUUUGGAGUGGAUGGAAUGCUUGCUGGCUCUGCAACAGUCUUUGUUGCAUACAUUGGGUUUGAUUCAGUGGCAAGCACCGCCGAGGAGGUGAAACAUCCACAAAGGGAUUUGCCACUAGGAAUAGCUGCUGCACUUUCUAUAUGUUGUGCAUUAUAUAUGCUGGUUUCUGUAGUUGUCAUUGGUCUGGUACCCUAUUAUGCUAUGGAUCCUGAUACACCUAUAUCUUCUGCAUUUUCAAGUCAUGGAAUGCAUUGGGCAGCAUAUAUUAUUACUGCUGGAGCAGUUACAUCUCUCUGCUCAACAUUGAUGGGUUCACUUCUUCCUCAGCCACGAAUUCUCAUGGCAAUGGCUAGAGAUGGUUUGCUGCCAUCCUUUUUCUCAGAUGUCAGCAAAAAAACUCAGGUUCCCGUGAAGAGCACUGUGAUUGCUGGAAUUGUUGCUGCACUGCUGGCAUUCUUUAUGGAUGUUUCACAAUUGGCAGGGAUGGUCAGUGUUGGUACACUACUGGCGUUCACUAUGGUGGCUAUUUCUCUUCUAAUAAUAAGAUAUGUGCCACCGGACGAGGUGCCACUUCAAUCAUCACUUCAGGAUUCUAUAGAUGCAGUUACAUCACGAUACAAUGGCAUUACGCAGGAUUUUGGCACUUGUCAAGAUAUUGCCAAACCUUUGCUUGAUAAAGUAGCUGUGGAAGUCGAUUUUCCUGUGCUUUUAAAGCAAGUAGCUGAAGGCAGUUAUACACUAAGUGAUGAAAAGAGAAGGAAAAUUGCUGGUAGGAGUAUCAUGCUUACUUGUGUUGGAGUUUUGGUCCUCACAUCGGCCGCUUCUUACAUAGGUCUUUCCAGUAUGUUUCGAUACACAUUGUGCGGAGUGGGGGGUGGUCUUGUUCUAUCUGGGCUAACAGUGCUCACUUGCAUUGAUCAAGAUGAUGCAAGACACAGCUUUGGCCAUACUGGAGGUUUUAUCUGCCCAUUGGUUCCUCUACUGCCCAUUACCUGCAUUCUGAUCAAUGUCUACUUGCUGAUAAACUUGGGAUACGCAACCUGGAUACGAGUUUCAGUGUGGCUAGUGAUGGGAAUGCUUGUUUACUUGGUAUAUGGACGGAGACACAGCUCCCUGAGGAAUGUAGUGUACGUGCCAAUAGCUCAUGUCGAUGAGAUCUCCAACAGCUCCCAGGACAUUUUGGCAUAGCUCCUACAAUCAGCAGGUUUCUGGUUUGACUUCAAAUUUUCAGAUGUACACUAGCUACUUUGUGCCAUUUGCCAGAGUCGUUACAUAUUCUUUUUAUGGUAAGAAGGACCCUACUCGAGUUGAUGCUCUCGCAAGUAAAUAAAAACCAACUCAGCUUUGCAGGUAGCCAGGAGAGUGGGGGAAAGGAUAAGGGAAAUCCUUUGUGAUCCUAAAGUCACAAGAUGAAACCCUAACCUACUACAUCAAAUACUAUUUGGUUUAAAAGACUUGUUACAUAGGAUCGUUCAUGAUGAUUUCAAUACAAUAGUGUCGAUUUAAAUUGUGUAUACAUGUAUCAAAUUGCUAUAGAAGCCUACAACUUGUAAAUACAUGUUACAAUAUAAUUUAUGUCAAAGAGUUCCUUGAUAUGGACAAUUUUUGUGAA